Dothidotthia symphoricarpi CBS 119687 is the source of this 1503-nucleotide messenger RNA. RefSeq lists its product as uncharacterized. NCBI's taxonomy places the organism in Eukaryota, Fungi, Ascomycota, Dothideomycetes, Pleosporales, Dothidotthiaceae. Gene Ontology annotation, cellular component: nucleolus; small-subunit processome. The coding region runs from base 38 to 1108 and encodes 356 amino acids. The record is from RefSeq and is a predicted model, not a curated record. Gene Ontology annotation, biological process: maturation of SSU-rRNA from tricistronic rRNA transcript (SSU-rRNA, 5.8S rRNA, LSU-rRNA). The transcript has a single exon.
CAAGCGUUGAGCAACAACGCAACUCUAGCUCAGAAAAAUGGCUGUCGACAACUCUCUGCAGUCGCUUCUCGCGACACUCACCUCGUCUAUUCAGUCCGCUACGGAAGCUCUCCCAAAGGACGACAUCCUGCCACCGAAAGAAGGCAUCUCUUUGCUGGAUGUCAAGAACGAGCUGUUGCUCUCAUACCUCCAGAACCUCGUGUUUCUCAUCCUGUUGAAAUUGAGGGCUCGUUCGUCUACGAAUGGCGACCCAAAAGUGCAGGACCUCCAUCCUCAAGAUGAAGUUGUUCAGAAGCUAGUUGAGUUACGUGUGUACCUGGAGAAGGGUGUGCGACCUCUGGAAAACCGCCUGAAAUAUCAAAUCGAUAAGAUCAUCCGAACCGCGGAUGACGCCAUGCGGAGAACCAACCAAGCAGCCGCGAAGCCGAAGUCACGAAAAACUCAAGGUGGUGCAGAGUCUGAUAACAGCGAUGCUGAAUCAGCAGCUUCUGCGCAGACAGAGGACGAUGAAGAUGAGAUGACAUUUGGACCCAAUAGCGCGGCGCUUGCACGUGUGAAGUUGGAUGGUGCGGAAGCGAGGACCAAGGAAUCCGCGAAAGAUGGCAUCUAUAGGCCACCCAAGAUUACGCCAAUGUCGAUGCCAACAACCGAAGGCCGGGAAGAACGAAGAGAGCGAAGACCUGGCAAGUCAGCUACCUUGGAUGAAUUCAUUGCAACAGAGCUUUCGACUGCGCCAAUCGCAGAACCUAGCAUUGGAAGUACCAUCAUGGACGGCGGUCGUCGUACCAAGUCAGAGAAGGAGCGAAGAGAGGAGAAUGAAAGGAGAGAGUACGAAGAAUCCAACUUCACUCGUUUAGCCCCAAAGAGCAAGAAGGACCAGACCAAGGAGCGAGGACGACGAGAUGGAGGUUUUGGUGGCGAAGAAUGGCGAGGCUUGAGUGCUGGCAUUGACCGCAUUGAGCGGCUGACGCAAAAGAAAGGUGGUUCCAAGGGAACCCUGGAGAAGAGCAGGAAGCGGCCGAUUGAGGAUGGACCCCGCGGUAGUGGAUCGGCAGCGGGCGAUGCGUUCGAGAAGCGAAGAAAGGUGGUUGCUAGGUACAAGCACUGAUGUGGUUCACAUAGCGCGUGGUCGGCUUCUCUAUCCGGCUUCCGACACACGAUAUCGCAUUUUAUUCUCGAAUAUAUACUCCCAAGUCUCUCGGCUAAGUACUGUUGGAUUACCUACACGCAUCAUGUUAUAUCUGCCUUGGCGUGGUGCCACGAUCCCUACGAUCCAGUACCAAACGAUCUCUCGAACUAGGUUGCUCUAGUCGUAGAGCCAUAGACUUCAAGUUUCCGCAUUAUUUCCAGGUAGUUGUGGACAACAGUCUAACCAGGAGUCAACUCCGACUCUGGGAUUCUGCGAAAUAAACCCCUUUUGGGCGUCGUUUUACUUUACGUAACGAAUAUGGGAAUACUCUUCCGUCUCGGGUCCUGAGAGGAUGACAUUCAUCGGCGUUGCUC